This is a messenger RNA of Sorghum bicolor (sorghum), 2839 nucleotides long. Its product is annotated as S-locus-specific glycoprotein S13-like. The transcript has a single exon. Gene Ontology annotation, biological process: recognition of pollen. Bases 572 to 1930 code for a protein of 452 amino acids. NCBI's taxonomy places the organism in Eukaryota, Viridiplantae, Streptophyta, Magnoliopsida, Poales, Poaceae. The record is from RefSeq and is a predicted model, not a curated record.
GGCCAAGCUGCACUACACAAGCUGACAAGCUUGUGUCAUAGCCAUGCAUCAGCUAAACAUAACAUAUACUACAUACUCAAGUUUAGGAAGCUACAAAGCAGUUAACUUGUUGAAAAGUUUGACCACAUACAUUCUACAGCAACCUACAUUCAUUGAUGGUGAUGGCCGGAAUGAAUUUAGUAAAUUUUGAUUAAAGGCGGCAAUGUGGUUUCUUCCAGACGAAUGAACCACUUCAUUUUCACAAUUCUAGAUGCAAUGAUGCAUCCAUGCAUCGUAGUACAUAACACAUCAAGCUAAGGUAACAAUCCUAUAAUCCCUAAAAAAUAUAACACCUUGGUAAUUAACAAUCCUUUCGAUGUAUACAUCUCAACAACCAACACAUUUUGACUACUAGAAUGUUUGAACUCAUUACAUACAAGUCCAUGAGAAACCCGGAUUGUUUUGCAUUUUGCGUGCAGACCAAGCAUGCGGUAGGAACUUACACCAUUCCACAUUCAUACUGUAUAUAUGUAGGGGGCGCCUCUGCAAACCUUCUCUACCGUGUGCGUUUAGGUGUAAACCGUUGAAGUCUAUGGCAUUCAUGAGUUCCAUUUCGCUCUACAUUGCAGCUCUCCUCCUAUUCGCAGCCUUGUGCACUUCGGAUGACCGUCUUGUCCCUGACAAGCCGCUGUUGCCCGGCACCACCAUCAUAUCUGAUGGUGGUGAAUUCGCCUUUGGCUUCUUCGCCCCAUCCAAUUCCACUCCAGAGAAGCUCUACCUUGGCAUAUGGUACAACAACAUCCCCCGGUUCACUGUGGUGUGGGUUGCAAACCGGGCAACUCCGGCCAUCUCCUCCUCAACUCCUUCGCUUGUUCUGACCAACAAUUCUAACCUUGUCUUGUCCGAUGCCAACGGCCGUGUUCUGUGGACAACCAACACGACCACUGCUCCGAGGUCGAAUAGUACUACUGGAUUGGUGCUUAUGAACACAGGCAAUCUCGUCCUACGGUCACCAAGCGGCAAGAUUUUAUGGCAGAGCUUUGACCACCCAACUGACACGCUACUCCCUGGCAUGAAGAUAUGGAGGAGCCACAAGACGGAUGAAGGAAACCGGCUUGUUUCUUGGAAGGACCCCGAAGACCCCUCGACGGGUACCUUCUCUUUCGGUGUGGAGACAGACUUGUUCGUGCAACCCUUCAUCUGGAAUGGCUCCCGUCCGCUAUGGCGCAGUUCUGUAUGGACAGGCUACACGAUCUCCAGUCAAGUCUACCAGCUGAACACCAGCAGUUUGAUGUACCUAGCAUAUGUUGACACUGUCGAUGAGAUUUCCAUCGUCUUCACCAUGUCCGAAGGUGCCCCACCUAUGCGGGCUGUGAUGAGCUACUCAGGCAGGAUGGAACUACUUGGUUGGAAUAGGAAUUUAUCAGAUGAUUGGACAGUGCACAUAACAUGGCCGGACAGUAGUGAGUGUAGCAGGUAUGCCUACUGUGGACCCUCUGGUUACUGUGACUACACAGAGGCAACCCCAGCUUGCAAGUGCCUUGAUGGGUUUCAGCCUACGGACGAGGGAGAAUGGAGCAGCGGCAAGUUCUCACAAGGUUGCCGGCGAAAGGACCCACUACGCUGCAGUGAUGGCUUCUUGGCGAUGCCGGGCAUGAAGGUACCUGACAAGUUUGUUCGCAUCAGGAAAAGGACCCUUGUGGAGUGUGUGGCAGAGUGCAGCAGCAAUUGCUCUUGUCUGGCAUAUGCAUAUGCAAACUUGAACAGCAGUGAGUCCAACGCUGAUGUGACAAGGUGCCUGGUGUGGAUUGGAGAUCAGUUAGUUGACACGCAGAAGAUAGGUAUGAUGUCAAGUUAUUUCUUUAACACUGCUGGUGCUGAAGCUGAAGAGACGCUGUAUCUCCGGGUGGCAAAUAUGUCAGGUACCAUUUCAUAUGAGGAGAAUUUCUAAAUCGGAAGUUCCCAUGUGGGUGCGCCCCUCUGAAGCCACCCAAUAUGAAUUGAUUGGAUGGCUAUGGGUGGCAUUCCCCCUUGUGGAAGUGUAUUUUCAACAUGUUAUCUCUUUAAACUCAGUACUUAGGUUUCUUUCCCAAAUCCCAAGUAUGCAGAUACCAUAAACACUAGUCUUAUAUCAAAAUAACAAAACUAUCUAUUAUAUUGUCGACCAGAAUUUCUUGGAAGCUCGGUAAUGUUAAUCUACCUGGUCUAAAGAGCAUGCAUCAGGGUCAUGGCGAGGCAUGUAGUAUGACAGUGGCAACUAAUUUGCACGUACUCACAAUCUACGCACAUUGCAGUAAAAUAUGUGUAGCAAGUACCUGCAAUAGAUGCUGAGCUGAGGUGCACUUUUCUCUCUCAAUGAUUUAGCUAUUGGUACAAUGUUCACUACUACACAUUUUUCAGUGAAAAGGGUACUAUACGUGUAAUGUCAGAACAUUAUUGCACCUGUUUGGCUGUUCGCGGACAGAACUCUGUAGGCAUAUGACAUGAAUUUUCAUUGCAUUUGCAGGUAAAAGGACAAAAACAAAUGCAACAAAAAUCGUGCUACCAAUAUUUAUUAGUGCUAUUCUUCUAACUUCCAUUUUACUUGUAUGGAUCUGCAAGUUCAGAGGUAUGUUUUCUAAUCUACUUCUACAUACUAAUAGCAGUAACUUAAAAACAAAUAGUCACCAACUUUUCGGAGCAGGAAGGGGAAAGGAUGCAGCAAAUCAUACCAAACUAAUGCAUAGGGGUUUGACCACUUCAGAUGAAAUUCGAGAAAGAAACACUUCCCGUGAUUUUGAACUUCCAUUCCUGAAAUUCCAAGAUGUUCUUGUUGCAACAAACAAUUUUUCCCCUACAUUUAUGAUUGGACAAGGAGGUU